Molecule: messenger RNA, 1648 nt
Organism: Podarcis lilfordi (Lilford's wall lizard)
Lineage: Eukaryota; Metazoa; Chordata; Lepidosauria; Squamata; Lacertidae
Source: the annotation of a GenBank genome assembly
AAUCGGCGGCGGGAUGGAGCGCGGCGGAUGUUGAGGUUCUGCCGGCUGCUCCUUCGACGGAGACGCGCAGCGUGUUUUGCUCCCGCUUGCGUUCGCUUUGGGCAGCGAGCGGCUCGCCGCGCCGCCCCUCCUGGCCCUGCGCGCCGGGCCGAGAGCAUCCCGUCGGGCAUGGAUUGCAAGCUGGAGGCGCAGCGCAUCGUCAGCAUCUCGCUGGGCAAGAUGUACGGCGCGCGGGGCCAGCGCGGCGGCGUCAAGCUGCACCGGAACCUCCUGGUCUCGCUCGUCUUGCGCAGCGCCCGGCAGGUCUACCUGAGCGAGUUGGAUGGCGCGCAGGCGGCGCCUUUCCCGGCUGCUGCUCCGGGGCCGAUGGCGCCUGGUGCGGAUCCGCUCCGAGGAGGAGGACCACCUUCGAGGCUGCCCGUCUUUCCUCCCUCGCCUCCGUUUUUCCUGCAGCCGGCGGCGCUGCCUUCGGAGCGCAGGGCUCCCCCGUCGCCGCGGAACCUCGCGCCGGAUUGGGAUGCUAAUCGGCUGGCGCGGCGCUGCUGCGGCGGCUGCGGCUGCUCUUCUCCGACGGCGGAUGCCGGCAAGCAGCCGGCCGAGGCUCCCUCUCCGCCCUGCUGCCCCAGGAAGCGGGGCGCCGCUGCGCAACGAGGCGAGGGCGCGCCGUCUGGGAGCUCCCCGCUGAAGAAGCCGCGCAGGGAGCGGGAGCCGCAGAACCCCAGGCACCACGACGGCGGCGACCUGGAGACGGGCAACGUGGCCAGCCUCAUCAGUAUCUUCGGCUCCAGCUUCUCGGGACUGCUCGGCAAAAAGCCCUCGGGCGCCGGGCGGCGCCGGCGGAGGGAAGCCGAGGAAGACGACGACGACAAGGACGAGGCGUCGGCCGGAGCAGCAGCGGACGCCGAACCGGGGCCGAUCUGCUGCGACGAGUCCGUGCUGCGCAACCUCAACCCUUGGAGCACGGCCAUCGUGGCUUUCUGAACUUGCCUAUUUUCCCCGGUUGCAUAUUGGGACCGCGGGGGUGGGGGUGGGGUGGCUGCACGUUGAUCCGGGUUUGCUUCGGAUUUCAAGCGGCCCAGCUGCUCUCGAGGAGCUCCUUCCAUGCGCCACCCGUACUUUUCCCAAGGAGGGAUGCGGGCGCGACUGGACCAGGGCAAUUUGCGGCGUUUAAAACUUUGGACGGGGUGGGCUGGAGGGAUGGUUUCUCCUCCAUCCCCCCGGCUGUGAUUUUGCAGUCUGCGUGGAAGCAGCUCAGCGUUUUCCUGCCCUCCCUUCCUUUUCUCUAUCCAUCCAUCCUCCGGCCGAAGCGGUUCUGAAGGUCAUACCCUUGCCUUGUUCUCGUGCCGCGCAGAGCAUGUUCUUCCGAGCAACCCUUGGAAAGUUUGCUGUAAGAUUAGGGGGUUUUUUGGGGGGGCGAGGAUAAGCCCCUAAAGCACUAGGCUUGAAGGGCUGAGAAGGUGUGUUGGAACUGUGUUUGCAGAUCUCUUGAGGGACACUUCCCUGGGGUGAUUACUCCUAGCCUUUGUUUUAUAAAGGUUAUGGGAGAGAGGACACUUUGUACAAUAUUCUUCCUCCGGUUGAUGUGAUUUUGUAUGGCAAUUGUAAACUUCUGGCGUGUGCAACACGUAUUAAAUAUUUUGACAUUGUU